AUCGACAGCCUUUGUAUAGCGCACAUAAUUAGUUUUAAAUUCCCAUUUGUAAGGUAUUACUAGAGUUACGGUAUUUAACAGAGCUUUCAACCUAAUUAACCCCAGUUGUCACGCCUUUUCACGUAAUUCUAACGGUAGCAAUUAGCCACAAACUUCAAUGACUUCACACGGUUUCGUAAUUUCAAAGUCCAUUCAGGUGUAGACAGUUGUGGAAGAAUAUCUUAAGCAGCGUAAUAAAAAGUAAUCCAAAAAUGAACAGCAGUUCGAUUGGUGGCAAGAAAAAGCUUCACAAAAACAAUAAAUGCAAAGGGAUUCUUCAAAUCAUUGCCGAUUACGUAACACAAUUUUUAGGCCAAACAACACUGCAAGGACUCAUUUAUGUUGGCAAUUCGCAGCUGCGCAUCUGGGAAAGGGCUUACUUUCUCAUCUGGUUUGUGACUGUUAUAACUGUGGCCAUAAGCUUUGCGAGGAACGUGUACACGCGUUGGGAAACUACACCGAUUAUUAUAGGUUUGGAGGCGCAUACUACUCAAAUACGCACCACCCCUUUUCCAGCGAUCACUAUCUGUAACAUGAACCAAGCGCUGCGCAGCCAAACUGAAAACUUUUCGCGUCAUUCGUUGGGCUACGCGAUGACUCAAAAGAUAUGCUUUCAAAACGUGGAUUAUAGUCAGUUCGAUGACUUAAAACCCGCCUCAAAGGACGACACGUUUACGAAUUUUAUCUGGCGCAAUGGUCAAACGUGUGACAAAAUGAUUGUCUAUUGCCGCUUUGGCAACAAGGAGGACCGCUGUACUGAUUUCUACCGAGAGGUACUUAUGGAUGAAGGAAUUUGCUGUGCCUUCAAUAUCUUACAUCCAUCCUAUUUAUACAAGGGAAAAUAUAUAUUUGUGCGUGAUUUUACUUCUUCUAUUGGCACCAUACCUGUAGACUGGAAUUUGGAGACUGGUUAUGCUGAUAAGCUGCCGCUUUACUAUUAUCCUCGUACGGCCGUCGGCGCAGGUGUUACGUUGGGGUUUACUUUCGUACUCAAUGCUAACCUUAGCGAAUAUCUUUGCUCGUCAACGUUUAGUACCGGGUUGAAGGUGAUCACUCACAAUCCAAUCGACACACCGCACGUUAAAGAGACCGGGUUAUCCGUCCAACCAGGUUAUCAACAUCGCUUUCGAUUGAAUAUCGACAGUUCAAAAGCGCUGCCUUCGACACGUAGUAUAACGCCAAAACGUCGCCAAUGUCUCUUCAAUAACGAACUGGAAUUGUUAUAUUUCCGUUACUACACACGACGCAAUUGCGAAAUGGAAUGUGAUUCCAAAUAUUAUCUACGUCGCUGUCAGUGCAUUCCAUAUCACAUGCCACUCAUCUACCCGAACGCCAGUGUCUGCAAUGUGAAAGAUUUUAAUUGUGAAGCCAAAGCCGAGGCGGAGGUCAACGAUGAGCAACAUGUGGCUUGUAAGCGUGAGUGCUUACCGGGUUGUUUCAAUUUGGAAUACUUUCCUACUGUCUACCGGACACCGCUGGCGAACACGUCGUUUGUUUUUAGAGAUGAGUUCUUUACAAAUUUCACAAAGCAAGAAAUACAUGAAAACAUCGUUUUGGUGCAAAUUUACUUCGCCGAUGAUUUGUUUAGAUCCAAAGUUAGAUCACCGUAUACCAGCUUUACGGAUUACCUCUCACAAACUGGUGGCAUUAUGAGCUUGAUGAUUGGUUUCGGGGUUAUAUCAGUACCUGAGUUCUUCUACUUCUUCUUUAUUCGUCCAAUUUUCGAUUUGAUAUUGAGGCGACUCCCAUGUGUUGUGCGUCGAGUGACUGCAAGGAGAUUUCAAAAAGGUGCAAAUGCAAAUGGACUUCUUUUGGGUAAAAAGCAUCCAUUUUUUGCGAGAAAACCAUUAGCCACGUGUCGUCGGCCAUUGAAGCCUUUUAAUGGUUAUAACAGUCAAAUAUUAUGCAAUGGCUUAAUGAAAAAGAUGUCAUUAAGAAAUGAUCAAGUUUUGAAUAUCGUUAUGGAGAAGGAAGGUUUGUUUCCUUACACAGAAUGAACCGUUGAUCCUCAUGCGAAGCCUCUUUUUAACAUAUUCUGCACUGGUUUCAAAACAACGCAUACCGUAUCAACGAGAAUACCGAGAAAAAACUUUGAUUUCAGAAUAUAAACGCCUUAAACACCAUAUCUAGAGUUAACAGGAAUAUCUCCAAAUCAAGAUGAUU
This is a messenger RNA of Bactrocera neohumeralis, 2202 nucleotides long. Its product is annotated as pickpocket protein 28. Gene Ontology annotation, cellular component: membrane. The transcript has 9 exons. The coding region runs from base 252 to 2036 and encodes 594 amino acids. The record is from RefSeq and is a predicted model, not a curated record. Gene Ontology annotation, biological process: sodium ion transmembrane transport. Gene Ontology annotation, molecular function: ligand-gated sodium channel activity. Lineage: Eukaryota; Metazoa; Arthropoda; Insecta; Diptera; Tephritidae.